Messenger RNA from Laccaria bicolor S238N-H82, 2004 nucleotides. RefSeq lists its product as uncharacterized. Gene Ontology annotation, molecular function: DNA binding; histone binding. Gene Ontology annotation, cellular component: nucleolus. The transcript has 2 exons. Bases 1 to 1461 code for a protein of 486 amino acids. Gene Ontology annotation, biological process: regulation of DNA-templated transcription; nucleosome assembly. NCBI's taxonomy places the organism in Eukaryota, Fungi, Basidiomycota, Agaricomycetes, Agaricales, Hydnangiaceae. The record is from RefSeq and is a predicted model, not a curated record.
AUGUCGUCGUUCGCGAGCCUCAUGGCGCUGAGUGCCACACAAACUAAACAAUCGCAAGGGGCUGUACAAACAGCACUACGGGAACGACAACGGAAGGAGGAACUCAGGCGUAAACAGCAGGAGGAGAAGGAGGCUAAGGACAGGGAGUUAGAGAAGCAAAGGCGGCUUAGGAUGUUCGAGGACCAGCGGAAAGAGGAGCAGAGGCGGCAACAGCUUGUCGCAGAGGAGAGGGCACGAGAGCUCCUCAUGCAGAAAAGAGAGGAAGAACAGCGAAAUUCCCUUCUGUAUGGCCCCAAGAAAGCGGCUAAAAUGGCGUCGACGUCCUCAUCACCACCCGAGGGCGGAUCCAAGUGGCCCACGUCCUCGUCGGGUGUUCGGGAGACUGUCCGCAAGCGCCGGCUCCCUGACGCAUCAGAUGACGAGUCAGGAGGCUUGCCAUUGACUCGUGAGGAGCUACGGGAGAGGAAACUGGCGGUCGAGAGACGCAAGUUGUACUCCGCUGGCAAGCGGUCAUCGCACUCUGGGGGGUAUAAGAAAAUGGGCAAGCGCCUUCCGGGGGGCGCUGUGGACAUACAAACUUCUGCGCAGGUACCAGAAUCUUUCGCAGGCAAGUCCGUGAAGGAUCGCCUCGCGGCCAUGCCCAAUACCCUGACUAAAUUGAACACGAACAAGCGAGACACUCGAACUAUUGACGAGAUCGUGCAGGAUCGUGCGAGGAUGAAGGAAGGCAAGACUCUGCAAGGCGAUGAGGCCCUGGUGUUUGACGACUGGUUCACCACCAAGAAGAAAGAGGUUCCGAAGAAACUAGUUUCUGCUAGGCCUUCGCCUCCGUCUGCACUCCCAUCGGGUUCGAACACUCCUGGAAGCUCAGCGUCGAUGUCAGCGGUGGCUGCCCAUAAAAAGGUUUCUAGCGCACCCAGGCUGAAGAGUGUUCCUCCCAAGACGCCAGCAGCUGCUCCAUCCUCAACGCCAGCCGCUAAUAGAUCAUUUCACUCGUCCUUCUCGCGUCCAGCGUCGGCACCUGCUGACAGACAGAGUGGAACCUCUAAGGCGCCAAUGUCAAAGCCAUCCAAGGCAGCUCUUGUGAAUGGAAGGCAAGCAACCUCCUCUACGUCUGCCUCAAUGAAGAAGCGGCCCCGUUCUUAUAGUCCGCCUGCGUCCCCACCGCCAUCCAAGAGACGUCAGCUAUCUGACGACGAGCAUAACGAGGGAGAUUCGAACCUCAAGAGCGUUAUUUGGGAGAUCUUUGGCAAAAAACGAGACAAGUACGUUUCGAAAGAUGUCUUUAGCGAUGAUGAAGACAUGGAAGUCGAUGCUACCUACCUUGAGAAGGAGGAGGCUAGGAGUGCUAAAAUCGCAAAGAGAGAAGAGAAGAGGGCGUUGGAGGAAGAACGACAACACGAGGAGGAGAAACGUAGGCGCAAGAAGGAGAAGGAGCGUCUUGCUGCUGCUCGAGGUUGAAACCGACACCUUUUCGCAUGGCACGAGAGCGGCUAUGUCUCUUCUUGUUAGAAGGUCUGUCGGGGAGCUCAAGCCUCAUGGAACGUUGUCAUCUAGAGCUCGUACCCUUACCCAGAACAUCAUAGCCGUCGGCCACCCACCAGGCUUGGAGGCAUGUACUAUUUCUCUUUCCAUUUUUGCAUUUGAUCAAGGCUAUUUUGGAUGGCAAUUCUUCGCAUUCACUACUAUCUCUACACCCAGCAAAUUCUCCCUCGCCAAUCCACGUUGUAGUGUCUCAACCAUGCUGUUGUUACACACACGAUGGACAUAAUUAUACUCACACUCCAUCACCACAUAUUUAUUCCAUAUCCCCCAUCACAUCCAUGCUGUUGCUUUGUAUAGCUGUCUCGAAUAGUUUCUGGUUCUUUCAAUCGCGCCUCUCUGCCUUAAAUACAACAUGUAUACUUUUGAAUAGAUACUACUUGUUAGACUCAACAUUUACGUGUUGACUGUCGUUCUAAUGUACUUCAUACCCUCAUACUAUCUAUCCUUUCAUAGAUUACG